CGUCUAUGGUUCGAGGGUGUUUGCCAGGCCAAGGGAAGUCUACAAUUUCACUUCUAUAUCAAGGAAAAAUGUGGCGGUUAUCAGGGAAUAUUUCGAGAACAAUACGAGCAUGUACUUGUCGGACACCUAAUCCAGUGAGCCAUAAGGCUGGAGGAAAAUGCAGUUAUUGCUCCAAGCCGAGCUCAACCCCUCCUGAAGCUCCAAAAUCAGCGCCGCCUCCCCCACCACCUCCUCCUCCUCCUCCUCGUGUUCAAAAGAAGUCUGGUAGUGCAGGGAAGGUCAUCAUGGGUGGUUUGUUGGUAGGAGUAGGAGCAACCGUGGGUACAUUAGCCUACGCUAAAGCUAACCCUGAGUUCAGGAAGCAGGUAGAAGGCAACUGGCCCAUGCUCCUAGAUGUCUUCCCUUAUUUCUUAGACGAGGAUGCGGCAGGAGACACCAAGAAGUCCAAAGCAGAUUCUAUGUCUCUUGGUGGAGGGAAGAAACCGUUAAUACCAAUCAGCUCACCAAAUACUGUUACUCCAACCGGUGAGACACAUGCAGUAAUUUCACAAUCACCAUCUGUGCAAGCCACAAGAGAGCCAGCAGUACAGCCUAAAGCUCGUGUUGCUCCCAAGGCUUCCCUUGAGCUGGAGGCUACUCUCAAGAAAGAGGAGGAGGCUAGAAGGAGCCAGGAGCUACAUGAGAAGCUUCUAGAACAAGAGAUUGACGAAGCCGCUAGUCUUGCAGCAUAUGAAGCCAUUGUAGAGAGCUGUGUAUCAGACAGCGUAGAAGCCACAAGGAUUGCCAUGGGAUCAAAGAAAGAAGCGGUAGAAGCUACUAAACAACAUACAGAUAAACUCAAGCUUGCUAUGGGUGAUCUCGAGGAGGAGAAUGGUGAAUUGAAAAAGAAGCAGUGGGAUGAGGUGGUAGUAGCAGCAGAAAACAAACUGAAGGCAGUGACACAAGCUAGUAAAGGAGAAGCAGCUGCAAGAGAAGCAUUGGCCAAACUGAAGGCAGUCCUAGAAGAAGCCAACCGGACCAAGACCUCGGCAGGACAAAGCUCUAAUCUCAUAGGAGCUCAGGCUAAUCUGAAUCAGAUGGUCUAUGACCUGGAGUUUGCCACCGCAGAGGUUGUGGUAGCCCAGAAUGAAGCGCGUAUUCUGAAGAACUACCAUGAACUGAUUCAGGAGGGUAGGGAAAGCUUCAAGAAGGAAGUUCAAAGCUUGAUGCCAGAGGCUAAAAUUGGCAAAAAGGGUAAGAAGCUAACAGAGGAAGAGCUGAAUGCCUUGAUAGCCCAUGCCCAUCGUAGAGUAUACCAGCUACAAAAGGGGCUUGCUGAGCAACAAGCCAUGGAACAGAAGAGAUUAGCUGCUGCUAUGGAGGUACAGAAAGAGGAAGAUGAAGGGGUCACCAAGUCAAAGGUCAUGGUGGAGCUUGAGAGACAGGCAGCUGACCUGGCUGUACUCUACCAGAGGAAGCAAGAAGACUUGUUGGCUGAAGCCGAACAGGAGCUAAGGCUUCAGCUGAGACGUCAAGCUGCAGCUCACAGUGACCACCUCUCAGACGUACUCCAGCAACAGCGGCAGGAGUUUGAUCGUCAGCUUUCCGUACAGGACGUUCUGGUGAGGGAUCAAGAGAGGGAUAACUACUAUAAGCAACUCUCUGGUGCUAUGGCUAAACUCAGGGGCGUCGAAGCUGCAGUAGAAGGGAGAGCAGGACUGGAGGUACAGAAUCAGAAAGCGCAGGAACUCUGGUUAGCUUGUGAAACUCUCAAGAGAACAAUUGCUACAGGUAAGCUAGAGGCAUCCUCAUGGGAGGAGAAGCUCAAACCCUUAGCCAGUGAGGUCCAAGCAAUCAAAGAAGCAUCCGUUAGCAACGACUUUGUGGAUACGGUUGUCAAGACGAUACCAGAGGAGGCUCUUACAAGGGGAGUGUUCACUGAAGACUCCCUACGUCAACGAUGGGACCAAACCCAGCGGGUCUGCAAACGAGUCGCCAUGAUCGAUGAGACCAGUAGUGGCAUGUUUGCAUACUUCCUCUCCUACUUCCAGUCCCUCCUCCUCCUCAACGACCCCCUUCCACCAAACUCGGAAGAAGCCAUCGACCUCUCCACCCUCGAUACCUUCAAGCUUGUAUCGUACGCCUCGUAUCACAUGGAGAACGGCAACCUAGAGCAAGCCUUGAGGUAUGCAAAUCAGCUGACGGGUAUGCCCAGGAAGGUGGCCUCUGAUUGGCUGAGAGAAGCACGGUUGCUAUUGGAAACCAGUCAAGCAGCAUCAGUCCUCUCAUCACAUGCGUCUGCUUCGGGAUUGGGAGGGUUGCACUUCCAGUGAAAGAGAUUCUAAAUUCAUAUUAUCUAGAUAGCAUGUUGAAUCGUCUGUUUGGGGCCAGAAGGGCUUAAAGAGAUUUAGCGACCUUCUGGCUCUGAACAGAUGAAAUAUAAUAUAAAUUCAAUUUCAUUCAUUAUGUGGAUUAUGCCAGCCACUUAUAUUACAUCACAAAUAUAUCACAAUGGUGAAUGGGAUAUCAAUAUAUCUGUAAAGCACCGAGUGACAUCAUAGAUGUAUUAGGCACAAUGUAAAUCCAAAAUAUGAUAAUCAAAGUAAGCAAGAUGGUUGUAAUGGUCAUAAAAUGACAUUCAACCUUAUACAGUUGCAAUGUUAAUGUAGUAAUACAUAUAACUUCAACUUGCCCCCCCCCCCCCCCCACCCUAAUCCUUGAAUGUUUGUGAAUUAUUGCACUUUGUACAGUGUUUGUAAGGCAUAAAUAGAACGGAUCCAAUCAGAUAUGCUCCAUCGCUAUGAUAUAGCUUGAUGUACAUAGCUUGCUAAAAAGACACGCCUGUCCUGAAGAAUGAUCUGCACUAAUUUUUGUAAACAAAGAGUUUUUUAAACGCUCAUUCACAUUUGGUAAUUGCAAUUCAGAAUGUUUGUGCUGGAUAUGUGUGAUAUCAUGCAUGGUGUUUAUUAUUUCAUUUUGAAGGAUUUGUUUUUAUCAGUAAUUCAGAUUUGGAGUUGUUUUCUUUUAUAAUUUAUAUCAUCCUUUGUCCUUUGUUAUAUUUUUCAUUCUUUGAAAGUUGAAGGAGAGGAAAUUAUAAAUUGUGAUUGUGUAGAUUCUACACAAGCCUUUACAAGACAGUUCUGAGGUAUUCAUUAGAUUUUGUGCUCACAUUUGUUUACACUCUGAUUAUUCAUGCUCACGAUAUCACCUGCUUGGAGCGAAAAGGCCGGCCUUGAUUGAUUUAAAGGAUUUCUGUCUGGCUCUCGACAGAUGAUGGUGGAAUGCUACACUAAUUCAAAUGUGGUUGUAUCAUCAUUUGUUCUUGGGUUUUAGGGAAGACUCGUCUCCAAGACUUCUGAAGAGACCCAACACAAGGCCAUGAAUAGAAAGAAGAAGAAAAAAUUAUUACUUAAAAUGGCCAAGAUUUUGUGUUGUAACCGGGGCAUGACUUUAUGCUUUGGUUUCCCUUGGCGGGGCUCUUCACCAACUUUCAUCAUUGAGGGUCUGGAUUGAAAACUAUAGGGGCUUUUAUGCAUGAGCAAUAUGCUAAAAUAUUGAAAUGUUGUGGGCUUCUAAGUUGAUUUUGAUUAAAAAGGUGUCCUAGCCACCUGUUUUUUUCAACUAUAUUUUUUGCCAUGACGCCAUUGUGUGUGACUGCAUGUAGACACGAAUGGCAGACGGCUAAAUGGUCUUGAAUUCCAUAGAAUUGAAAUGGCUCCAUUGGACAAUGCUCCGAAAACUCUGUGAGCAUUUUUGUAAGGCAGUCCAGAUGUGUAUUGUCUCUGAGAGAAAUAAAAAAAUUAUGUCAAAAUA
This is a messenger RNA of Strongylocentrotus purpuratus (purple sea urchin), 3792 nucleotides long. RefSeq names its product MICOS complex subunit MIC60 (gene immt). NCBI's taxonomy places the organism in Eukaryota, Metazoa, Echinodermata, Echinoidea, Camarodonta, Strongylocentrotidae. The record is from RefSeq and is a predicted model, not a curated record. Gene Ontology annotation, biological process: cristae formation. Gene Ontology annotation, cellular component: MICOS complex. The transcript has 15 exons. Bases 6 to 2312 code for a protein of 768 amino acids.